AUGCAUGUUGGGUAAUGUGGGAGGGAUUAUGGUAAAGAUGGCGGCGUCCUCAGUAGCAGGACGCGUUUUGACUCUUUGCAGACAGUUUCAAAAUGUCUGUAGGAUAUCUUACAGCGAUAAAUGCCCAGCAUUGUGCUAUUAAUGUGACCAAAUACCAGAGUCAUGUUUACAGGGGAAACUUUCCACUUGUUGCCCCAUCCUGGUGCAGUCCGAUCAGCUCUGUGGGUCAGUGUCGAGCUCUGCAUACAACCAUCAGCAGAAGAGGACUGGAAGAGUUCUUUGAUUUGCCUGAGAACUGGGGAGAGGUCAAAGUGAAGUCAGGUGCACCAUGGACGGCCAAACAACUGAGAGCAAAGAGCAACGAGGAUUUACACAAACUCUGGUAUGUGCUGUUGAAAGAAAGGAACAUGCUGCUGACACUCGAGCAGGAAGCAAGAAGGCAGAGGGUUCAGAUGCCGAGUCCAGAGAGAAUAAGGAAGAUUGAACGGUCCAUGAUCAGGCUGGAGACGGUGGUGAAUGAGAGAGAGACAGCGCUGCGUCUGCUGCAGACAGGACAGGAAAAAGGCAGACCAGGAGCCUGGAGGAAAAACAUCUUUGGAUACACCUACUGGUAUCGAUUCAAGGAGUAUGCAAUUCCUUGGUACAUGAAUAGAAGAUACAAGCGAAAGAGGUUCUACACACCCAAGUUUGUCCAACCAUACAUAAGGCUUCGCAUAGAGAAGUAUCAUCGGGAACGGGCCAGGAAAGCAAACUUGGAGAGGGAAAGUCAGGCCAAACUAAAGCAGAAGUUUCCUCAUAUGAAGGUUUCCUCAUCGUCAUCGUGAAAUGUCAGACCACCAUUGUGCUGAUGAUGUAUUUAUGACAGCUGCGAUCCUCACAUCUGUCCAGACACAAAGCCCUCUCCACAUUUUAUUCAAUAAGUUAAUAUGGAUCGACUCUGCGGUCUGACUCAGGUCAAUUCAAAUAACUGAAGUUGGCCUGAAACUGUCUCCUAUGUAGAGUGUAGGUUUAUUUGUCCAGCUGUCAUUUGAUCCUAGAAGAUAAAUUAUGCUUCAUUACCCUGAAAUGUCUUGGUCACUGUAUUCAUACUUGUUAUUAAAACACACCUCUCAUACUGA
Molecule: messenger RNA, 1118 nt
Organism: Lates calcarifer (barramundi perch)
Lineage: Eukaryota; Metazoa; Chordata; Actinopteri; Centropomidae
Gene: mrpl47
Product: mitochondrial ribosomal protein L47
Biological process (GO): mitochondrial translation
Cellular component (GO): mitochondrial ribosome; mitochondrial large ribosomal subunit
Molecular function (GO): structural constituent of ribosome
Source: RefSeq, a predicted model, not a curated record